Molecule: messenger RNA, 2124 nt
Organism: Olea europaea var. sylvestris
Lineage: Eukaryota; Viridiplantae; Streptophyta; Magnoliopsida; Lamiales; Oleaceae
Exons: 20
Coding region: 290-1870 (526 amino acids)
Cellular component (GO): plasma membrane
Source: RefSeq, a predicted model, not a curated record
AAGAAAGAAAGAAAUUUAUGAAGUCUCAUUUUCACACACAAUCCUGACUUUUUUUCAUUCAUCUAUAGUAUUUCUUUCGGCGAAAAAACUCCAUUGACCCGGCGUUUGACUUUUCUGAAGUCCAAUUGUAAUAAAUCGAACACACCCACUGUUCUUAGGACCCCCGUUUUUCCUUGAUUUUGAUCUGGGUUCAAUCAAAACAAAAAGAUUUGUAAGGAUGUUGAGAUGCUAUUAGCUUGUGGGAUGCACUGAACUUUUGUUUUCUAAAGGACUUUGAAUUGAAAAAGUUAUGUCUUUGGGUAAUAUCUCUAUGAUUGGCCACAAAGAUAUUGAGAUUCAGCGGCAAAGCUUAGAUUUUGCUAGCAGUGCAGCAAGUUCUGUGUCAGAGAAUGUGAAGGGAAAAGACCACAUUCAAGAUCAAGAAACCAUGGUACUGGUACUUAACGAACUUUAUUUGAAAGCUAGAUCACAAGAGAUGGAAAUCCUGUAUCUUCGAGAACAAAUUGCUCUUGCAAGUAUUAAGGAAUCACUGCUGUUGAAUGAGAAACAUGCACUAGAGAGAAAAUUUUCUGAGUUGCGAAUGAUUCUAGAUGAGAAGCAAAAUGAAGCUAUAACUUCUGCAUCAAAUGAGUUGGCCCGUAGGAAAGGUGAUCUUGAAGUAAAUUUAAACUUACUCAAUGAAUUAAAGGUCGCAGAGAACGAGAAACAUAUCCUUAUGUCAUCCAUGCUAGGGAUGUUGGGCGAGUAUGGUGUUUGGCCUCAUGUUACUAAUGCCUCUGCCCUCACCAACAGCAUAAAGAACUUACACGACCAACUGCAGUUGAAGAUAAGAACUUCACAUGCCAAACUGCGAGAAUUAGGUUUGAUGAUUGAAAAUGAUGCUAGAAAUUUUUUAGACAAAGAAACUCCUAGUACAAGUGUUACAAAUGAUCGACUCCCAAACCGUUCAAUGGAUGUUCAUGGUUUUUCACACUAUAACCAGUAUGUUGAGGGGCAACAUUCGGAACCGACUAGUAGCGUGUCAAGAUAUGUACAAGGCAUCGAUGCUACAAGAAUGACAAUGUCCAACACUGAUAGAAAUUUUGCAGGGCAUACUGUAGACAAUUUGCUUGACAGGAAUGAAUUGCAGAGAGGAUCUGAGCAAUGGAACAAUGAACAAUCUUUCCAUCAACCAACUAUGGGUGAUGGAGUUGCUUCCUUUAGUUCAGACGAAGAGGGUCCUGGAAUAGAAGGCUUUCAAAUUAUUGGGGAGGCUAAACCAGGAUGUAAACUCUUAGGCUGUGGAUAUCCUGUACGCGGAACUUCUCUUUGUAUGUUCCAGUGGGUUCGCCAUUAUCCGGAUGGAACUAGACAUUACAUUGAGGGGGCCACUAAUCCAGAAUAUGUAGUGACAGCUGAUGAUGUGGACAAACUUAUAGCCGUUGAAUGCAUACCAAUGGAUGAACAAGGACGACAGGGUUACAUUGUCAGAAUUUUUGCCAAUGAUCAUAACAAGAUAACAUGUGACGAAGAGAUGCAAGAGGAGAUUGAUACUUAUCUUUCCGAAGGCCAGGCAACGUUCAGUGUCCAAACACUGAUUCAACAGUUAGAUUCUUCUGAGAUCUGGGAGCCAACAACUGUACUUUUGUGGCGCUCUGGCUUUCAGGUUAAGGUUGAUAAAACUCAAGCUGUGUUAAUUGCAGAGAAAUAUUCUAAAGACGUUUUGAUCAAAAUACCCGUUGGCCUCUCAACACAGUUUGUUUUGACAUGUUCAAAUGGCUCGUCAUAUCCCUUCAGCACAAAUAAGGAUAUUCGAAUGAGAGAGACACUUGUGCUGACGAUGAGAAUCUUCCAGAGUAAGGCAUUGGAUGAAAAGAGGAAGGGAGCAUGACCGGUAUUUUUCACUAUAGGUGCAGUGUUUCUAGCCAUUCUUCAUUCUUUGUUGGGAAAACGAAAAGGCUAUAACCUUUAUAGCUACAUAGAGUUUUGUUUUGAAUCCUAAUAUGUAGUCAAAUAUAGAGUUCAUUUGUUUUCAUGUUUUGUUGUAACAAUUCAUUGUACAGGGUCACAUAUUUGACCAAAUAACAGGAUCUUUUACUGCAAUAUAUAAAGAUCCGACUUGGGCUUAGGUUAUAGUUCUUUUAA